Molecule: messenger RNA, 14206 nt
Organism: Paramecium tetraurelia
Lineage: Eukaryota; Ciliophora; Oligohymenophorea; Peniculida; Parameciidae
Exons: 7
Molecular function (GO): protein binding
Source: RefSeq, a predicted model, not a curated record
AUGAACUUGAAGAAAUCUUUGUUUCUUUGCGUGCUAUUGACGAUAGUGGUUAAAGGAGAUACUGCUAUAAAUUAACCGAGCAAUACUGAUUAGGGACUUAACUCGAAUAAUCCUCAAUUUGCGUGUACUAAGGGUAAUGGUUGUUUUGCACAAUAGGGUCUUACUUUAAUGGACAGAUCUGUAUGCCAUGCUAGCAGAUAGCUGGAGGGUAUUGUACUUGCACAAGUGCAAAUACAUGCAAUUAUGUAACAUGUUCGGAUGGAUAUUAUCAAAUCGGAUUAACUUGUAUUAAACACCCUGAUACCAACUGUGUAAGAGGAGGUUUUUCAGCAGACGGCUCAACCAUAGUGUGUUUCCAAUGCAAUGGGUAAUCGACUCAAAUAGGUGGAAUAUGUGUUUAAAAUAACAAUUGUAAAACCUUUAGUAUAAGCACUGGUAUCUGCACUGUUUGUUCCGAUGGAUAUUACAAUGUAUUCCCAACCUACACUCCAGAUGAAUUCAAUGGAGCACAAACUACUUUUGACUACUCCACCUAUUUCCAAAGCUUUAACUCUUGUUUGCCUUGCAAUCAGUAUUGUGCAACCUGCCAAUCGGAGUAUAAUUUCAUGUUCAUCACUUUUUAGCACAUACUGUAAUUCCUGCGUCAAAGGCUACUAUCUGAAUAAUAACCAAUGUCUUCGUUGUUAGGACAAGUUAACCAAAUGCAACGCUUGUCCAGAUGAAACCAAAUGUACUGAAUGCGCAGUUGGAUCCUACCUCAGUAAUGGUAGUUGCAUUCUUUGCACAACACUUGAUCAAAAUUGUUCAGCCUGCUCAGACUCAUCAACAUGCACCUCUUGUGUUUCUGCUGCCUACUAUACAAGUGGACAAUAAUGCAUCCAAUGUUCUGACACUAUCAGUUACUGCAAAUAGUGUUCAAGUGGAUAAAAUUGCACAAAAUGCACAACAGGAUUCUACUUAAAAAGUGGUGCAUGUUUCUUGUGUUCUACCUAAAUGGUAAGUUGCAUGACAUGUUCAGAUGGCAAUACCUGCACAUCCUGUUCAGAUGGAACCUUCCUUGAUGGAACUAAAUGCUCAAAAUGUACUCUAGCUGUUAGCAAUUGCGAAUACUGUUUGAAUGGAACCACAUGCACUACUUGUAAACCAAAAUACUAUCUGAAUAAGAAUGCCUGUAAUGCUUGUUCAAAUAGUUGUGAAAAUUGUAUAAACUCAUCAACUAAUUGUACAUCCUGUUCAUCAGGUUACUUUUUAAAUGGAGCUACCAACACAUGUGACUUGUGUGAUGCAAAUUGUUUGACAUGUUUAAGUGCAGCCAAGACCUGUACUUCCUGUGUCCCAGGGUAUUUCAAGGAUGGAGACAAAUGUACCGAAUGUUCAAAUAAAUGUUUUACUUGUGUUGAAUCAGCCACUAAGUGUACAGCAUGCUAUGUUGGCAGAUAUUUUAAUAAUAAUAAUUGUUUGCCCUGUUCUAAUACAUGCACUGAUUGUGAGACCUCAGCUACUGAAUGUACUGCUUGUUCAAAAGGUUCUUAUUUGAAUAGCAAUACUUGCUCAGUUUGUUCAAUCACCUGCUAAGAAUGUAAAGAUUCAGCAACUAAUUGCACUAAAUGUUAUGAUGGAAAAUACUUAAAUACUAAUUAAUGUAUCACUUGUGAAUUUCCUUGUGUGAAUUGUCUUAGUAAAACAGAAUGCUAAUCCUGUGUUCCAGGCUAUUAUCUAAGCAACACUGAUUGUGUUAAAUGUGCCUACCCUUGUUCCACUUGCGGUACUGAUGGUAAGUGUACAGAUUGUGUUGCAGGGUAUGAAUAUGAUGGUUCUAAUUGUUAAAUUUGUUUGAAACCAUGCACUACAUGUUAGAGUUCCUAAAAUGGAUGUCAAAGCUGUGUUGUAGGCUAUUAUUAACAUGAUAACACUUGUUCAUAAUGUUCCAACGAAUGUGCUGGUUGUAUUACAAGUGCUACAAAUUGUACAAGUUGUUAUGCAGGAACAUACUUAAAUAGUAAUACGUGUGCUUAAUGUACAUCACCUUGCGCCACUUGCAAAGAUUCAGCCACAUCUUGUCGAUCAUGUGUUCAAGGAUUCUUUUACACUGGUGAUCCAAAUUACACUUGCACUGCUUGCUCAAAAUCAUGCGUGGCUUGUACAGUUGAUGCUAACACUUGUUCGUCAUGUCAAAGUGGAUACUUCAAAAGUGGAGGUGCUGAUGGUCCUUGCAAUGCUUGUACAAGUCCUUGUUCGACUUGUUCAACCUAAGCCAAUUCUUGUGACUCUUGUGUCGAUGGGUAUUAUUAAUCUAGUACUACUACAUGUGAUCUUUGUAAAGCCCCUUGUGCUAAAUGCGUCAAUAAUUAAGAUAAAUGUACAGGUUGUGUUUAUGGAUACUAUUAUUCUGAAAAUAACAAUUCUUGUACAUAAUGUACUUUACCAUGCACUAAUUGUGUUGCUUCUUUAACUGAUUGUUAAGCCUGUGUUCAAGGUUAUUAUUUGAGUGCUCCUGGCACAUGUACUGAGUGUCCAGUUAAUUGCACUGCUUGUGAUUCUGCUACUUCAUGCACAGGUUGCGUUGAUGGGUAUUAUGUCAAUGGUAGUAAAGUAUGCACUCUUUGCGCAGCUCAGUGUGCUAAAUGCAGUGAUGCCAAUAACUGCACUGGUUGCGAUAUUGGAUUCUUCUUAGAUAAAACUAAUCCAAAUGCAGUUACUUGUACCAAAUGUACAAAUCCAUGUUAUGGUUGUGUUGAUAAUGCCACUAAAUGUACAGUUUGUGAUUCAGGUUUGGUAUUAGACGAUGUGAAUCAUACAUGCAACCAAUGCUCUCCGGAAUGUACUUCAUGCAGUUAAUCUGAUCCUAAGAAUUGCUAAUCUUGCUCUCCUGGAUAUUAUUAUAAUAAUAACAAUUAAUGUCUAUAGUGUAGCAAUUUAUGUAAAACCUGUUCUUAAAACGAUAAAAAUUAUUGUACGGCUUGCUAUGACGGAUUUUAUCAACCCACUGGGUAAAACACAUGUAAGGUUUGCAUUGAGCCAUGUAAGACUUGUAAAAAUUCAACUUCAGGAGAUCAGUGUUUAUCAUGUUAUUCUGGUGAUUUUUGGGAUGAUACUAACUUUUUAUGCAAACAAUGCUAAUAUCCUUGUGUGUCUUGUACAAAUUUAACUACAUGUAAAACUUGUGAAAAAGGAUACUUCUUAACAGAUCCUAAUACCCCAGGAACUUGUAACAUUUGUGAUGCCAAUUGCGAUGCUUGUGAAAAGACUAGUACUAAAUGUACUGCCUGCCCAAAUGGAUACUACGUAUCCUCUACAAAUAUUUGUAUUAUUUAUACAAAAUGUACUGGUACUGAGUGUGUUAGUGGAUAUUAUAUGGAUUCAAAUAGCAAUUGCGUGUAAUGUGCAAGUAUAUGUCUCACUUGUAAUGCAAGUGGCAAUAAUGCUUGUCUAUCUUGUCCUAGUGGAUCAUAUUUGAAUGCAGCAACAUGCACUAAAUGUCCAAAUAAUUGUACUGGAUGCACAUAUAACAGUGCCACUUCAUCAGUAGAAUGCAGCAGUUGUGUGACUGGAUACUACGUCAAUAAUAAAUAAUGCACAAUUUGUGCUAAUUAAUGUUUGGAAUGUGAGACAACAGCAAACAACUGUACAAAUUGUGAUACUGGUUUUUGGAAAAAUACAUCAUUAGCAUCCGAUCAAUGUUAACCCUGCUUAUAUAUAUGUAAGACCUGUGACACAGCAGCUAAUUCAUGCUAAAAUUGCAUCGAUGGAUAUUAUCCUAAUAAUAAUGCAUGUUCAGUGUGUCCACUCUCUUGCACAAAAUGCACUGCUGCUGAUAAUUGUACUGAUUGUGCUAGUGGAUAUUAUAAAAAUUAAGUAGAUGCAACUCACUAUAAUUGUUUACAAUGCGUGAGUCCUAUGGUCACAUGUGAAUCAGCUUCUACCUGUACUACUUGCAUGACAGGAUAUGUAUGCAACAGUGGUAGUUGCGAUUAAUGUAGUUAUGCUUGUUCAACUUGUUCAGGAAAUCCCACUACAUGUGAGAGCUGUGUUCCUGGAUUUGUCAAAAUGGCAGAUAAUACAUGUAAAGCUUGCACUUUCCCUUGUCUUACAUGUACAGGUGAAGACCAAACAAAGUGCGAUUCAUGCCCCCCCGGAUACUACCCAAACAACAAUUCCUGUAGUUAAUGUCCAAAAGCAUGCUUAACUUGUUCCGAUUAAAAUACUUGCACAAGUUGCAUUGAUGGGUUUUAUAAAAAUGGAGCAGCUUGUACCUAAUGUUAACUACCAUGUCUCUAAUGUACUACAUAAACAGCAUGUAAGACAAGUUGUAUCGAUGGAUAUUUCUUAUCUGGGACGACUUGUUCAGCUUGUCCUAACAAUUGUUUAAAAUGUUCUUCAACUGAUCCAGGAAAUUGUUCAUCUUGCAUCACUGGAUACCAUCUUGAUUCUGGAGAUUGCAAGUCUUGCAGUCUAGUCUCACCAUCUUGUUUAGAAUGCCCAGAUAGUAAAACUGAAUGUUCCAAAUGUCUUGGCGGAUACUAUCCUGAUAAUAAUACAUGCGAAAAAUGUACUAGCAAUUGUCUCUUGUGUACAAAGGCCUCCUGUACAACAUGUCUACCUGGAUAUUAUCCUAAUGGCACAACUACUUGCUAACAAUGUACAAAACCAUGCAAUGUUUGUAAUUCAGCCACUGAAUGUACUGAUUGUGGCGAUGGCUUCUUUCUUAAUGCUAGCAAAGAAUGUCAAGAAUGUUCCGCUGUAGGCUGUCUCAAGUGUCCCUCUGACACAUGUGAUACUUGUUCAACUCAAUUGAUUAAUGAUAACACAUGUUCUCAAUGUCAAUUACCAUGUGCCACUUGCAAAUCAACCGGACCAACAAAAUGUCAAACUUGUGUUACUGGAUUUUAUAUAACAACUGAUACUUGUAAUGUGUUCGUUUUCCCAUGCAAUAGUUAUUCUUCUGAUGGCAAUGGAACUUGUUAAGAUUGUUUUGCUGGUUAUUAUCUUGAUAAUAGUAAUGCUUGCUAGCCUUGUAAUGCUAAUUGUAAAGUUUGCUCAAACUAAUCUGCUUCACAUUGUACAAGUUGUUAAGAUGGUUACUUUCCAAGUAGUAAUCAAUGUCAACCUUGUAGUGCUUCUUGUACAACCUGUGUCACAUCUGAUACUAACUGCUAAGUAUGUGCAACUGGCUAUUAUCCUUCAGCAACUUUACCUGCCACUUGCAACAAAUGCCCUGAUAAGUGCACAACAUGUACUGAUUCAAACACUUGCCAAGGGUGCAGACCUGGAUUCAUAAAGAAUGGAUCCUCUUGUGAUUAAUGUACUAGUCAUUGUUUGACCUGUGAUCCAGAUGUAAGUACAUGUGAUUCUUGUAUCCCUGGCUUUUAUCAAACUUCUUCAACAUGUACUUAAUGUAAAGUAGGAUGUCUGGCGUGUGACGAUGAUACGACUUGCACAGCGUGUUGGAGUAGCUAUUAUAAAAGCGGAAGUAAUUGUAAAAAUGAUUGUUCUGGAGAUUGUGCAACUUGUACCUAUUCUAAUGAAGUUCAAACAUGCCUAACUUGCACAGCUGCAAACAAAUAUCCAGAUCCAGCCAAUCCUGGAUAAUGCAAAGCAUGCGUGCCUGGAGAUGAUUGCAGCAGAAAUUGUGUUGAAAAUUGUACUACUGAUCAACCAGAAUGUGAAAACAAUGGAGGAUAUUACAAUGCUGGACCCGCCUGUACUAAAUGUACUGCUCCUUGUAAGAACUGCACUGGAAAUGGUACAACUUGUACAUCAUGUGUUGAUGGCUCUUAUGGAGCUGAUUGUUCAUCAACUUGCAAUUCCUCCUGUAAGGCAUGCACUGAUACUGGAGUUGAUAAAUGUUCUUCUUGUUAUGAUGGAUUUUAUUUAGCAGACCCAUCUCCUAACUCUUGUAAUAGAUGUACAAACAAUUGUUUAACAUGUUCUAACAGCACUACUUGUUUAACUUGUAUUCCAGGCUAUUACCCAGAUUUACCUAAUUGCACUUAAUGUUAAUAUCCUUGCUUAACAUGUACAGGUGUAAGCACUUGUUAAACUUGUGCCUCUGGUUUUCACGUUAAUGGUAGUAAUGCAUGUGUAUCAUGUGAUGUUGGAUGUGAUAUAUGCUCAAGUUCUGUAUGUUCUAAAUGCAGUAAAGGUUAUUACGGAGAUGGUAAUCCUUCAUGUACUAAAUGCACAUUCCCAUGUUUAGAGUGCACAUCUUCCACUGCAUGUACUAAAUGCUUUUAGGGAUAUAAUUUAAAUGGAAAUGAUUGUGAAUAGGUUUCGACAGGCUGCUAAGUUUGGACAACUGAUGGAACUACCUCUACAUGUUAAACUUGUUAUGAUGGAUUCUACCCAAACAACAAAGCUUGUUCUAAAUGUCCAAACUUUUGUACUACUUGUACCUCUAAUACUUCAUGUGGGCCUUGUUUAACAGGUUCUUAUAAAAAUGGAACUAAUACUUGUACACAAUGUGUCAAAGGGUGUACAACAUGUGACAGCGCUACUGUUUGCACAGAUUGCAUAGAUGGAUUUUAUAAAUAAGCUAAUGAUGUCUGUUAAGAAUGUCCUUAAAAAUGUGUAAAAUGUAGUGACAGUUCUACAUGUUCCGAAUGCUUAGUUGGUUAUUAUUUGAAUGGUAACGCUUGUACUGAAUGUGCAAGUCCUUGUAAAUAGUGUGCAUUAGAUGGUACUGUGAAAUGCUCUGCUUGUGAUUCAGGCUAUUAAAUAUAAAACGAUGCUUGCAAAUAAUGUCCAGAUUUCUGUUAAACUUGUGAUGUUUCCUUUAAAUGUACAUUAUGCAUUGAUGGGUAUUUUUAAGACUCUGGAGAUGGGUCUUGUAAAUAAUGCAUAACUGCAUGUAAUAAGUGUAGUGCAUUGGAUACUUGUGAUACAUGCUAAGUGGGCUAUUAUUACAAUAGCGGAGCAAAACAAUGCUCUUAAUGUCAAAGAGGUUGCAAUGUUUGUGAUUCAACCUAAUGUACUUCUUGUGUCAAUGGAUACUAUGCGGUUGCUAAUUAAUAGUGUUAACAAUGUCCAUCCCCUUGUCGUACUUGUAAUGAUACUACAGGAUCAUGCAAGGAUUGUGUAGAUGGGUACUAUUUUAAUUCUCCAAAUUGUACUGAAUGUCAGAGCCCUUGUAUCAAAUGCUCAGGAGCUGGUAACAAUUGUUAAGCCUGUGAAGAUGGUUACUAUUUAAAUGGAGGCAGUUGCACAGAAUGUCCAACUUAAUCUGUAUGUUAAAAAUGUGCAGUUGAUGCAGGAGAUUCAACCUUGAAAUGUACUGCCUGUGCAGCUGGAUUUUUCAUUGAUAGUGCAAAUAGUUAUGUUUGUCGUCCAUGUGAUACUGCCUGCACGGCAUGCACUACUGGAGCUAAAGUGUGCUAGAGUUGUAUUCAAGGGUAUUACCCUGCAAAUGAUAAAUGUUAGUAAUGCAGUUUAGCAUGCAAGAUAUGCUCAGAUGCCAACACUUGUACUGAUUGUUCAAAUGGCUAUUAUUUAACUGGUUAAUCCUGCAAUCAAUGUAGUUUAAAUUGCAAAUAUUGUAACAGUUCUACUUCUUGCAAAACCUGUGUUGAUGGUGCUUUUAUAGAGAAUGACCAAGUUACUUGCACACUUUGCUCAGGAAAAUGUGCAACUUGUAUAAAUUCUAGCACUAACUGUCUUUCUUGUAUCCCAGGAUAUUAUGGAACACCCACUUGUUCAAGUUAAUGUAGCAACUCAUGCUUAUAUUGUUAAAAUAGUACAACCUGUUCAAAAUGUCUACCAGGAUACUAUUUGGAUAAUUCAAAUGCAUGCCAACCUUGUGAUAACACUUGCACAACAUGCUCAAAUAAUAGUGCUACAUACUGCUUAUCUUGUACAACAGGAUAUUUUUUCAAUAAUAAUUCUUGUGAGUAAUGUUAGAGUCCAUGCACUGCUUGUGCUGUUUCAGCUGAUGCAUGUAGUGGUUGUUAGCCAGGUUUUGCAUUAAUUAAUUCAAAAUGUGAAUAAUGCGAUGCCAUUUGUAAAACAUGUUCUACUUCCAAGAGUAAUUGUGAUUCCUGUUAUGAUGGAUAUUAUAAAAAUAAUGGAACCUGUAAUUAAUGUGCUGAACCGUGUACAAAAUGUACCUACACUGACCCUGGUCCUGCUUAAUGCAGUGCAUGUCCAGAUGGAUACUUCUUAAGUAAUAACGUUUGUGCAGAGUGCAAAGAACCAUGCAAAAAAUGUGAAACAGCUGGCGAUUAAUGUAUAAAUUGUUUAGACGGAUUCUAUAAGGAUCCCAACAAUCCUAAAUGUCCAGUUUGUAAUUCACCUUGUGUUACCUGCAAUACUGAUGGAGAUACAUGUGACUCAUGUAUUCCAGGAUAUUAUUAUGAUACUACUCAAAAUCCUGCUAAAUGUGUUUAAUGCACAACUCCAUGUUUGACUUGCUCUUAUUCAGCCACUGCAGGUGCUGUUGUUUGCAAUACAUGUAUUUCUGGGUAUUUUUAUGAUACCUCAUAAACUCCUGCUGUUUGCACUCCAUGUUAGACUCCAUGUGCAUCUUGCGAAAACUCUGCCACCGAAUGCAGAUCAUGUAAUGAUUCGGCAUUCCAUUUAACCACAACUCCUCCUUUGACAUGCACAUAAUGUACUGAUCCUUGUAAAACAUGUAAUGCUGUUACAACUGAAUGUACAGAUUGUCUUGAUGGAUAUUUCUUACCCUCUGGAUAAACAACAUGCUCUGAAUGUGCAAGCCCUUGUCUUACAUGUUCACCUGAUGCAAAUACAUGUUAAAGUUGUAUUGAUGGGUAUUACCGAAAUGGCAAUGCUUGUAACAUCUGUUAAAAACCAUGCAAUAAAUGUGUUGACUCUUAAACUAAAUGUACUUCAUGUAUAACUGGUUACUACUUAAAUGUAAAUACCUGCAUUUAAUGUACAUCUCCUUGUGCUGAUUGCACCGAUACAGCUUGCCUUGGAUGUAUUAAAGGUUACUUUUGGGAUGGCACAAAAUGUAUUCAAUGUUCUACUGCUUGUACAGCUUGUAAGACAUCAGCUACUACUUGUUCAAGUUGUGCUCCAGGCUAUUUCUUGAAUGGAACUGGAGAUGGCUGCAAUCCAUGCUAAACUCCCUGUAAAGAAUGUGUCACAAGUGCUACAUAAUGUACUUCAUGUUUCACUGGUUUGUAUAAGAAUGGCAGUGGAGCUGGUGCUACCUGCACUUAUUGUCCAUCCCCAUGCAUCAUAUGUGAUGAUUAAAACACAUGCACAACUUGUGCUGUUGGAUACUCCCUCAAAACUAGUGAUCAUCAAUGUUACUAGUGCCAAACUCCUUGUCUCACAUGCUUGACUUCUGCCAGUGAAUGUGACAAAUGUGUUGAUGGCUAUUACAAAGAUGGUGUUAAUUGCACAAUCUGUGCCAAUCCUUGUGCCACAUGUAACGGUGCUGGAACGAAUAGUUGUUUGUCUUGUGAUGAUGGAUUCUACCUUAAUGGAAGUACAUGUACAACAUGUGUUCUUCCAUGUUUAACCUGCUCAAGCUCUGCUCUUUGUAAAUCUUGUGGAGAUGGAUACUUCUUAGAUGGCAGCCAAGCAUGUACUGUUUGCUCCAACAAUUGUGUCACAUGUGUUGAUAGUGCAGGUAAGUGCAAAAGUUGCAUCGCUGGAUACUAUUUAGAUGGUAAUAACACUUGUCAAUAAUGUAAUAACCCUUGUAAAACAUGCGAGAAUACUGCAGGUAAUUGUAAGUCUUGUCCCAGUGCUUACUUCUAAGAUGGAACAACCUGCACAGCUUGUUAAUAUCCUUGUUUCAAUUGUAACAAUCCAGCAAAUAGUUGUUCAUCCUGUGUUGAUGGAUAUUAUAUUUCAGGCACUAAUUGUAACUAAUGUCCUGAUCCUUGUGCAAAGUGUACUGAUCAAAAUACUUGUACAGGCUGUUUGGCAGGAUAUUAUUAUGACGGAUCCUAAUGCUAACAAUGCUUAUAUCCUUGCACCAUCUGCUCAAGUUAAUCAGUCUGCACUGGAUGUGAUUCAGGUCAAUAUGUUAACAAUAAUACAUGUGCAAAAUGCAAUUCUAAUUGUUUAACAUGUGCAGUAACUGAUGUUACAUGUGUCACUUGUCUCACCAACAUGUAUUUGAAGGCUGAUAAUACAUGUGAUAAGUGUACUUUACCAUGUGCUACUUGUGAUACUUCUGCAACCAAAUGUAACUCAUGCAUUACUGGUUACUACUUGAGUGGUUCUACAUGUCAAUUAUGUUUCUCCUCAAUUAUAAAUUGUGCUACCUGUGAUAAUGGCUCCACUUGCAAGACUUGCACUCCAGGAUUUUAUUUGAGUGGAAAUUUAUGUCUCCCAUGCUCUACAUCUGUUGAUGCCUGCAGAACUUGCCAAAUAAAUUAAAGCACUUAUUCCUGCACUGCUUGCACAGUUGGUCUGUUUUUGGAUGUGAGUACCUGUAGUAAAUGCCAAGAUACUAAUUGUUUAACAUGCUCAACUACUUCCUCAGCUUGUACUUAAUGUCUUACAGGGUACUUCCUAGAUAAUGGUGCAUGCACUCAAUGUAAGAGUAAUUGUACCUCCUGCACAAGUUCCAGUACCUGCACAUCUUGUCUUGUAGGUUAUCAAUUAAGCAAUGAUUCAUGCAACAAAUGUAACGACACCAAGUGCACAUCAUGCGUUAACUCAGUAUCUGAGUGCUCAUUAUGCAUAAUAGGAUAUUACCUAACUGCAUCUGGUUGCAGUGCUUGUCCAUCAGGCUGUGCAGCAUGUACUAAUUCAAGCACUUGCUCCUCCUGCCUUACUGGCUAUUAUCUAUCCAACAAUCAAUGCAAUCAAUGCUCUUCCGAUAUUAAUGGCUGCUUAUCAUGUUUGAGCAAUACCAAAUGCACAGCUUGUGAUCUUACAUACUAUUUGAAAAAUCAAUCUUGCACAACCUGCGUAGCUGGCUGUAAUGUCUGCACAAAUGAUACUCAAUGCAUUGUCUGCACAACCAAAUGGUAUUUAGAUUCAAAUAAAACAUGUACCAAAUGUCCGAGUGAAUGUGCUACCUGCUCAAGUGGCUCAGUCUGUCUUACUUGUGAAGCUAAUUAUAAACUCUAAAAUUCCAAUUGUAUCAAAUGCACAGGCUAUUCCAAUCAAUGUUCAGAGUGUGCCAAUGAUUUAUGCUCCAACUGUGUGUCAGGUUAUACUUUGUUAGCUAAUAAUACAUGUGCCUCAUGUCCUCAAAAUUGUGCCACUGGAUGCACUAAAAACACUCAACAAGGCUCCUCCUAUUCAACUAUCUGCGCAGUGUGUUAAGACACUUUUUAUUUGAAUGAAAAUUCGCAAUGCAAUUCAUGCAACACAGGAGGCAAUUUCGCUUUAAGAUGCACCUAUGACUCAAAAACCAAAGUAAUUACACCAACCCAAUGCAUAAACAAUUACUUCUUAGUCAAUAAUUAAUGUUAUCAAGCUUAAACAUCCAAUACAUGUUCAAAACUCUUCUAACCUAAUGAUGGCACUUAAAUUAACUCAUAAUUGUGCUCAGAUUGUUGGCCAUCAUACUUACAAAGUAAUUAAAUCUGCUACAAAUGUGCUAACUGUGCUGACAAUAGUUGCUCAUUAGAUUAAAAUAAUAAACCUGUUUGUAGUUCAUGUGCUAAUUAUUAUUACAGUGAUUCCUCUGCAACUUGUUAAUUAUGUAUAGCAAAUUGUAUUAAAUGCACUGGCACAGGAAUCGAUAACUGUUCUCAAUGUGACACUGGAUAUUACAAGAGUUCAAAUUCGUGUGUGGCUUGUACUACAGACAGCAGCAGCAAGAGCACUUGUUUGAGUUGCUCAAACGAAACCACGUGUUCCACAUGCAUCAAUGGUUAUUAUGAAUCCAAUGGAUCAUGCUUAGCCUGCCAAUUUGGUUGCAGUUAAUGUGUAUCUCCAGGAAAUGUUUGCUCUGGUUGUAUUAGCGGGUACUUCUUACAAAAUGGAGGUUGCGUUAAAGACUAAGGAAACUGUUUAGAAAACUAAUAGAAUCAAAAUAACGGCUGUUAUGUGUGCGCUUAUGGUUUCUAUCCUAUCAAUGGAUGGUUAUCACAAUAAGGCUAAUCAUAAAUUAUCGAUAAUUCUUGCGUAUAAUGCGUCUAUCCUUAAGCAGCAUUUGUUUGCCGAUCUAAUCCAUCUGACAAUUAAGUUUAAUCCGCUAACUUUGGAUCUGUGGCUUCAGGCAAAAAUUCUAAUUAUUUCAAAUCUGCUGCUCCCUUAAGCACAACAAGAUAAACAACUCCAUAAUGUAAAUCUGGAUCUUUUUGGACUGGAUAAAGUUGUAUGCCUUGUCCCACAGUUAAUAACGGUAUUUGCUAAACCUGCAAUAACUUUACAUCCUGCACUUAAAUCUAAUGUAAUCCUUUAUAUUACUUAAUCACCAUCAAAAAUGUCUAAUAAUGCGUACCUAUACCUACAGGAUGCACUGACAUGCAGUAUUCUGAUAAACUGAUGUCACUGGCUUGCUCUAAAUGUAGCUCAGGAUAUACUUUAAUUGGCAACAUAUGUAUUGCUAUUAAUGGUUGUUUGACUAUUGAUUAGAAUAGUGGAGCUUGUACUUAAUGUACAAAUGGAUAUUACUUCAAUUGGGAUUUCAUAUUGUAAACUUCUAAGAGCACCUUGACAACUAACACUAAUUACUAUCAAUACUUCAAUCCAUUUUGCAGUAAAUGCAAUACCGGUUGUGCUACUUGUCCAUCAUUAUAUACUUGUACUCAAUGUUUGCCUGGAUACUUUUGGUAUUAAUCAACACUUACAACAAAUUCAUAUUCCUUUAAGAUUUAUGCAAAUUCUUAAACUAAUGCUUCUGGUCAAUGUGUUGCCUGUCCUAAGAAUUGUUAGACUUGUUCAAGUGCAACUGUUUGUACUACCUGCAAUACUAAUUUCACAGUAGACCCUAACUCAACAAAUGGUGAUUGCAUAUGCUCCUCCCCUUACACCUAUAACUAAUCUAAUUAAUCAUGUUCAACAUCCACAGCUAAUUCCAUUUGUUCUUUUGGAGGAUGUGCUCAGUGUAAUUCUGAUAACACCUAAUGCCAAGUAUGCAGUCCUUAAUACGCUUUAACAAGCUAAACUACAUGCACUUAAUGUCUCAAUUGUAACUUAUGUACCACAUAACCUGGAAAUUCAAAUCCCACUUGCACUGAAUGUGCAGAUGGAUAUUAUAAAGUCUAAGCAUAUGAUGGAGCUCCUAUCACAUGCUCAUUGUGUUCAUCGUCCUUGAAUAAUGCUUUAAGAUGUUAGGGGGUUUUAGAAAAUUAGACUCAAUUAACCAUUAUUUAAUGUGCUGAUAACUACUUCUUAUUUGGAAAUGCUUGUUAUUAAGCUAGUAACUCCAAUUGCUUCACUAUUGCUAAUUCUAACAGUCAAAAUUGCUAGUAAUGUCUUCCUGGAUAUACCUUAUAUGGAAAUAAUUGCGAUUAAUGUAACACCAAGAUUAUAAAUUGCUCUACUUGUAUUUAGAAUUCAGAUUAAAGUGGGUUAACUUGUUAAUAAUGCAUAAAUGGUUAUGUUUUAAAUACUAACACUAACUCUUGUCAGUAAUGCCCCAGCGGAUGCUAGAAUUGUACAAUCAUCGGUUCUACUGCACCAUACACAAUGCAAUGUAGUACCUGUGCUAAUGGCAAUUACAUUGACAUCAAUGGAAAUUGUUAGGGAUGUCCUUAUGAUUGCAAGACUUGCGACUCAAAAUACACUUGUAGCACCUGUAACGAUGGAUUCUAUUUAGUUCAGUCUUCCAUCACCUUCAAUUCCAAAUCCUAUGCUUUCAAACCUUGCUACCCUUGCUAAAACAACUGUGGAACUUGUACUGGACCAAGUGGCAACAUUUGUCUAACCUGUUCAGCUGGCUUUGUUCUUCAAAAUGGAGGCUGUGUCGAUUUAACAUAAAAAAUUCAAAACGACUCCAAUACCUAUAGUUUAGCUAAUUGUUACACUUCUGAUUCCACUGGUUGUACUGUUUGCUAAGCAGGAUUUUUCUUAGAUUAAUAAAGAGUUUGCCAAGAAUGCGUUUCACCUUACAAUAAUUUUGUUUGCGGCAUAAAAGCAGUGUCUCCAACCAACCCAUCUAAUCCAAAUGACAAUUCAAAUUCUUCCAAUACAGAUACUCCUAUCCCAAUUGGAGAUACACCUAUUUAACCUACAAGCAAAUAUGGAUUGAUGUUUGGCAUACUAAUUUUGAUAGUCACCAAUUGAGAUCUAUAGUGUAUCAAUUAAAAUUAUAAAAUAUCAUAUUUGUAAA